Messenger RNA from Spizellomyces punctatus DAOM BR117, 1420 nucleotides. RefSeq lists its product as uncharacterized. The transcript is spliced from 4 exons. The record is from RefSeq and is a predicted model, not a curated record. NCBI's taxonomy places the organism in Eukaryota, Fungi, Chytridiomycota, Chytridiomycetes, Spizellomycetales, Spizellomycetaceae. Gene Ontology annotation, biological process: sphingolipid biosynthetic process. Gene Ontology annotation, cellular component: endoplasmic reticulum membrane. Bases 79 to 1083 code for a protein of 334 amino acids. Gene Ontology annotation, molecular function: 3-dehydrosphinganine reductase activity.
AAACGAUCGAGCGGCUAAGCAAUUACCAUAUCAUCCAAAGGCCAUCGCGCAAAAGCCGCAGCGUUUCUCCAGCAGGGCAUGUCGGUAAUGAUUGGAGGUCUUCACUCCAUUGUCGUUGCAAGUAGCAUAGUUUUCCUCUUGGCCUUUGCAACCAUGGUCUUUCGGAAGAAGGAUAAGAACUCAUUCGAACCGAAAGACAAGCAUGUCUACAUUACAGGCGGUUCACAAGGCACAGGGCUUGCCCUCGCAAAGCUACUUGCCGAACGAGGGGCGCACGUCACGAUAGUAGCUCGAUCUGUGGAUAAGCUGAAAGCAGCACAACUGGAGAUCUCCGCGUGCAAGUCGAAUGAGGAGCAGAUAAUUCGCUACGAAAGUGCCGAUUUAUGUGUGCCGGACCUAGCGGCUGACGCAAUGAAAAGAGCUGAACAGGAAAUGAAGAAGAAGGUGGAUUAUGUUUUCAUGUGUGCUGGCUCGGCACGUCCUGGUUUCUUCGCAUCAGCCUCACCCGCUGAUCUCGAAAAGGAAAUGCAAACAGACUACUUUACAGCCGCGUACACUGCUCAUGCCGCCGUACAGUCGUUUCUCACCCACUCAUCCCCUGCAUCCUGCCGGCUUGUGUUCGUGUCUUCCGUGUGUGGAUUGAUGGGUCUACCAGGUUACGCAGCAUAUUGCGGUGCCAAGUUUGCUGUCAGGGGAUUAGCUGAAGCUCUCAGAAUGGAGCUAUUAAUGUAUGGCAUCAAGGUUCAUAUCUACUUCCCUGGAACCAUUUACUCCCCGGGAUUGGAAGAGGAAAAUAAGACGAAGCCGCAGCUUACAAAAGAUAUAGAAGGGGCAGAUGAAGGUGUGACUCCCGCAAAGGCUGCUGCAAUUUUGGUGCGAGGGGUAGAGAAGGAGCAUUACAGCAUUAGCUCUGAUUUUACGGGCGAUUUAAUCAGGACUAUGACAAAGGGUGCACCACCAGCAAAUAACGCGUUCAUGGACGGACUAUACUCUUGUAUCGCUUGGAUCGCCAUGCCCAUAUGGAGAAUGGGCGCUGAUGCUAAAGCCGUAAAUGAAGGCAAACGCCUCAAAAAAGCAAACUAGAGACGCUGCCCUUAGAUGGGGAUAACAUAGAAGAACGGAGACAUAUGUCUCUGUAUAGGUUCCAACGGAACCUUAGGCGACUGCCAGUGCAGUGAAAUGGGAGACAUUUGAUUGAAAGUCCAGUUACCGUCAAUCUAGAUUGCACCGAGCUUUGAUGUCUUGACGGGUUCUGGGAGUCGCAUGAAAUAAUCUGGAAGACGAAUUGCGUCACAUCUCCAUGCUGUACAGACAUUAUACCAUAUUCGCCAGUUUUGAUUCCAUACCUCCAUUCUGCGUAAUAUAUCGUACCCAAGGGAACGCUUGGUAGCCACUCUUAUCCACAACCUUGAGAUACCGC